Molecule: messenger RNA, 984 nt
Organism: Sparassis crispa
Lineage: Eukaryota; Fungi; Basidiomycota; Agaricomycetes; Polyporales; Sparassidaceae
Product: ATPase GET3
Exons: 9
Coding region: 1-984 (327 amino acids)
Biological process (GO): post-translational protein targeting to endoplasmic reticulum membrane
Cellular component (GO): GET complex
Molecular function (GO): ATP binding; ATP hydrolysis activity
Source: RefSeq, a predicted model, not a curated record
AUGGUAAUGGCGACGGAGACUCUCGAACCAACAUUGCAGAAUGUCUUGGACCAGAGAUCUCUGAAAUGGAUCUUUUGCGGUGGGAAGGGCGGUGUCGGAAAGACUACGACAUCGUGCUCUCUGGCAAUCCAGCUCGCAACAUGUCGCGAGUCUGUGCUGCUGAUCAGUACCGAUCCUGCGCAUAAUCUUUCUGAUGCUUUUGGCCAGAAGUUCUCGAAGGAGGCGACCAAGGUCAAUGGCUUCGAUAACCUCUAUGCCAUGGAGAUCGACCCUACAAGUUCGAUUCAGGAGAUGGUCGAGCAGUCGGAUUCGAACGGCAUGAUGGGGAGCAUGAUGCAGGACCUUGCGUUCGCGAUUCCCGGAGUGGACGAGGCAAUGAGCUUCGCCGAGAUCAUGAAACAUGUGAAGUCGAUGGAGUACUCUGUGAUUGUAUUCGACACGGCACCAACAGGACAUACCCUCCGCUUCCUGUCUUUUCCCACUGUACUAGAGAAGGCCUUGGGCAAGUUGAGCGCGCUCAGUGGACGCAUCGGGCCCAUGAUCAACCAGAUGACGAGCUUGAUGGGCGGUCAAGCGGAUGCCCCAGAAGAGAUGUUCGCAAAGCUUGAAUCCAUGCGUGCCAUUAUCACAGAAGUGAAUACACAAUUCAAGGAUCCUGAGAAGACCACGUUCGUCUGUGUAUGCAUCUCCGAGUUCCUCUCGCUAUACGAGACGGAGCGCCUCGUGCAGGAGUUGACGGCGUAUGAGAUUGACACGCACAACAUAGUGGUCAAUCAGCUUCUCUUCCCCAAGCAGAGCUCGAACUGCGAACACUGCCGCGUACGGCAUGCCAUGCAGCAGAAGUACCUCGGCGAGGCGCACGAGCUCUACGACGAGUUCUUCCACAUCGUGCUGCUGCCGCUGCUCACAGAGGAGGUGCGCGGCCCGCUGAAGCUGCAAGAAUUCAGCAAGAUGCUCGUGACGCCGUACUCUCCGGAGCCUUAG